GCUGUAAAAGGGGAUGUUUGCGGAAGUGCGUCCAUCCACGACCACGAUUUUUUCAAGUUUUCAAAGUGCUUUGAGGCGACUGUUGAGGUUACUGGUGAAAGUCGCUUCUCUGUUGUGAGUUUGACGACCAAACGUGUCAGUGAAAUUCGUGGCUGACUUCCUCUUUGGCAAAAAAAGCUAAUGCUCUCGGCUGAAAAAGGGAGGACACGCCGUCGGUGAGCAUGGCUCGACCUCUCCAGCUCCUCUCCCUCCUCUGCAGGCUCGGUGCUCGGUCAGUGCUCCCCUCGGUUCCUGUUAACAGCUUUCGAUUUGCAAGCAGAGGUGCCAGCAAGGCAUGGGCGGGACGCAGCCAUGAGCCCAGGGGCAGAGUGUCAGACAGAGAUGACAUGUCUGAUGAUGAACUGGAUGAUGUAGAAGACAAAGUCCAGGCCCUGGUUGAUGAAGAGAGAAAGAAGCAGAGGACUGUGAAGUAUCAUAUACUGAGAAGGCACAUGACCCCAUCAGGAGCCCCACAGAGGAAGCUCACCUGGGAUGCUAUGGAGCAGAUCAGAUAUCUGAAGCAAGAGCAACCAGAUGAGUGGACGGUGGAGCGUCUGGCUGAGGGCUUCUCUGUCACCCCUGAUGUCAUCCGGAGAGUCCUCAGGAGCAAGUUCCACCCCCCUCCUGAGAAAAAAGCCAAGCAGGACUCUAAAGUGAUGGCUGGACUCCGCCAGCAGGUGCUGCCCUCAGGUGCUGGCAGCGGGCUGAAACUGCCUGGACAGCACACACCAGCUGCACUCCCACCUGGAGGAGGAGAAGGAGCUGUGGUACCUGUGGCUGAGCGGACUCUGAUGCUGCGAGGUGAAGGCUCAGCAGCACCCCUGGCUAAGAGUCCUGCCCCACUUUCUGUUCUGCCCAGCCAGGUCAGAGCCGGUGUGGGGAAAGUUUCCCCGGACACAGAAUGCACAGAAGAGGACAGCAGCACUAACACAAACCCCACAGAGGAGAACAGAGAGGAUGAGGAGAGCUGGGAUGGACGAGUGAUGACCGAAGAAGAACUGGAGGAGUUUAUGGAAAUGGAGAAGCCGUCUCCUGUCGUGCAAGUCGGAAAAGACUUCUUUGAUGCAGAGGGAAACUUUUUGUAUAGAAUCUGAGGACUAACCAUGUAAAGAACUAUAUGAUGCCUUGUUAUAAAUUAAACUAUUAAACGGUGUAUACAAAUUGGG
Molecule: messenger RNA, 1205 nt
Organism: Acanthopagrus latus (yellowfin seabream)
Lineage: Eukaryota; Metazoa; Chordata; Actinopteri; Spariformes; Sparidae
Gene: ngrn
Product: neugrin, neurite outgrowth associated
Exons: 3
Coding region: 222-1133 (303 amino acids)
Cellular component (GO): nucleus
Source: RefSeq, a predicted model, not a curated record